AUGAAGACCUCCACGAUCCUCCUCUGUCUCGCUCCGACGAUAGCCCUCGCCGUCGAGGCCGAUCCUCAAAUACCUCCCGCUGUGUCUCCUACGCCGUCCCUCCCCAAUGCCAACCCGCCCGCCCCGUUGCCUGAGAUCCCGAUGCCGUCGAAUGCAGAGCAACAUGCGGAGUUACGGAAGAUUCGCACGCUGCUAGAGGUUCAAGAUAAUACAGAUGCGACACGGGUGCAGGAUCAACUGCCCGAACCAGCGAGCGGGAGAAUCGGCCUGGCCGCAACGACAGGGGAAACCAAAGCGUUGCGCGCACGCAGUGAAGGCACACUCGGACAAACACCAUGGAUUGGCAUGGCCAUUGGAUUGACCUGUACGGCAUUGGCAGCAGUGAUGCUGGGGUGA
Messenger RNA from Aspergillus tubingensis, 396 nucleotides. RefSeq lists its product as uncharacterized. NCBI's taxonomy places the organism in Eukaryota, Fungi, Ascomycota, Eurotiomycetes, Eurotiales, Aspergillaceae. The transcript has a single exon. The record is from RefSeq and is a predicted model, not a curated record. Bases 1 to 396 code for a protein of 131 amino acids.